AAGGCACCACAAGGUAAACGUCAGGAAUGUUUGGUUGUUGGAGUCUGUGGACGGCUAUGGACGGGAGAGAGUUUCUCCUCGUGAAUGGAUUUAUCGACCUGCGUUCACUGUAAAUCACGUCCUGUUUGUUCGCUCGGUUUUGCACAGCUAUCCUUACGGAAGCUAACAGUUCAUGUUUUGACAGCUCAGCUUGUGUGUCUGCUAGCUAGCUGCCUACCUAACACCAACUACUCACCGUUAGCUAACAUUGACAGCACUAGCUGGGGGAGACUACUCACCUUUCUGAACUAAGGACUCGAAAAAGACAGUUUCUUCGUGGCAGCUGGCUUAACGUACGCCUACGUAUGUCAAAGUCAUGCAUGCAGCCAGCCUUCUAGUCUGCGCUUUGUUCAUCCCCAGACCUUGAGAUAAUGUUCUACCCAUAGGUGGAGGGUUUUCCUCCCUCUAUUCUACAUUUCUCCCUACUGCCCCCAUCAGUCCCAGAGUUCCCUAUGUUAACCCUCUUGAGCAUGUUUUACUAUAUCUGUCUGCGGCGGCGCUCCAGGAGUGGAACUCGAGGCGAGGCUCUGACCAGUCGGCGGGCUGUGGAAUCUGGCCAGAGGGCAGUAUUGCCAGUCAGUGUGGAGGUGGAGCAGUAUGCCAAAGAGGUUUUGGACUUCAGCUCCCACUAUGGCAGUGAGAAUAGCAUGUCUUACACCAUGUGGAACCUGGCAGGGGUGCCUAACGUGUACCCCAGCUCAGGGGACUUCACCCAGACAGCUGUAUUCAGAACUUAUGGGACAUGGUGGGAACAGUGUGCCAGUGCCCCGCCACCUUUUCGUCGGACCCCUAAAGGCUUCUACAGCCAGGAUUAUAUUGAGCUGGGCUUUGAGGAGCCCGUCUACCCCACUGCAGUGGAGGUGUUUGAGACCUAUUACCCUGGAGCCAUUGUCCAGAUCCUGGCCUGCUCUCACAAUCCUUUCACCCAGAACCCGCCCACUGAUGUCAGGUGGGAGGUGUUAUGGUCUGGCAAGCCCACCAAGGUGCUGACUCCCCAGGCUCGCCAGUUUUCCCCUAAAAUCAAGCAUAUCAGCUUCCCCACCAACCUGUUGCGUCUAGAGGUCAACAGCUCUCUGCUGGACUAUUACACUGAACUGGAUGCUGUGAUCCUGCGUGGGGUAAAGGAAAGGCCCAUGCUGGCUCUCUAUAAGAUGCCCAUCAUCGACAUCAGCGACCUGAGCGACAGCGAGGAGGAGCUGUCUGACGUGGGAGGUCCUUUCAGGCAAGGUGGAGACAGCAAACACCAGAGGACAGGAAAUGGCUACUUUGACAAACUGCCAUAUGAGCUCAUCCAGCUGAUACUGAGCCACCUGACCCUGCCAGACCUCUGCCGUCUGGCCCAGAGCUGUAAGCUGCUGCACCAGCACUGCUGUGACCCGCUACAGUACACCCAGCUGAGUCUGCAGCCUUACUGGGCCCGGCUGAGUGACGCCUCCCUGGGACACCUGCAGAGCCGCUGCACCCUCCUCCAGAGGCUCAACCUGUCCUGGACCGGCAACCGUGGAGCCCUUACCCUGACGGGCUUCAGCAGCUUCAUGAAGGCAUGUGGUCUAAGCUUGGUCUGCUUGGAAAUGUCAUGUUGCCACUUCCUGAAUGAAGCCUGUCUAGAGGUCAUCUCCCAGACUUGUCCUGGACUCCAGGAGCUCAAUCUGUCCUCCUGUGAUCGCCUCCACCCACAGGCCUUCACACACAUCUCCAAGCUUACACGCCUCCGCAGGCUGGUGCUCUACCGAACAAAGAUAGAGCAAACAGCCAUCUUGAGCAUCUUGACUUUCUGCAUAGAGCUGAGACACCUCAACCUAGGGAGCUGUGUGAGGAUUGAGGACUAUGACGUUGUAGCCAGUAUGCUGGCCGCUCGCUGUCGCUCUCUGUGCUCUCUGGACCUGUGGCGCUGCAGAAACUUGACCGAUCGAGGCCUGACUGAGCUCGUUUCAGGGUGCAGGAUGUUGGAGGAACUGGACCUGGGCUGGUGUCCCACACUGCAGAGCAGCACAGGAUGUUUCCAGCACCUCGCCCGCAGCCUGCCACGGCUGCGCAAGCUCUUCCUCACUGCCAACCGCACCGUCUGCGACUCUGACAUAGAGGAGCUGGCAGCCAGCUGCCCCUCGCUCCAGCAUCUCGACAUACUAGGUACACGGUUAGUGAGUGCUGCCUCGCUGAAGAAACUCCUCCAGUCGUGUCCUCAGCUUGUCCUCCUGGACGUCUCCUUCUGCUCACAGAUAGACAUGCGGGUCGUCCAGGAGCUCUCCGGCCUCGUUCCCAAUGUGGCCAUCAAGAAAAGCUUCACUCAGUGACUCCAGCAUCGGCUCAUUUCCCACUACUGAGAUGCAGCAAGUGCAGGGAGGUGCUGGUCAGCACAUACUGCCCCAGAGUGAUUCAGAGGCAGGUCAGAUGCAGGAGGAGAUUGCAGACCUGCCUUUGCCUCCAUCACUGACAAGAUCUACUUUUAGCGGUCAGCAAAUAAAGCAGUGGGACUGGGUGAGGAGGAUUUUACUGACUUUACUGAUUUAAUGACUGAACACAAACAACUACAGACUCCUAGGCACAGGAUUAUAGAACAGGAGACACUUUUUUCUUGUUGAAAUCAGGGUCGUUGCAGUAAAGCUGCUAGAUUUUCCCAGAAUAUUAAUCAGCACUUACAGUAUGUAUUGCCAAAUAAGACACGGCAAGGAAAUAUGCCUUGGUACUAGAUAAAACACAUUUGUGAAAAAAGCUCUCUUAAGCAUCUUCCUAAGAAAGCAAAAAGAACAUCAAACGUGUUCAUACCUUUAUUGGGAGUCACAUACUUGUGAUAGCUAAAGAUCAGGGCCUUGGUCAGUGCCUUGUCUGAACGUGGAAUAUGAACAGGCUGGUUUAAUUCUACAUGAAGGUCUUUCUGGUGGCACCUGUCACCAUUCAGUCGGUUUCCGUUAAUCAUAAGAAAUCAUACUUGAUGGUGUUAUGUUCGAAGGAGCUUGAAAUCACCUGCACUAGGUGCAGUGCACUGUGGUUAGUGUUAUUUUUGUAAAACUUUAAUGAAAGGAUCACAAGUUAAUUUGUGUUGCUACAGACUACGCUCACACCGUUAACUGUCUGUGCACCAGAGAUUGAGUGAUGGCAUGUUUCCAUCAAUGAAAGCAACAACAGCAACAAAAAAGAAUGUGUUUUCAUUUACACAUGCUCUAAAAUUGCAAGAGUAGAGAACACACCUAAAGGCAUCCAAUCAAAAAAUACACAGUGACUCAUUUGGAAAAAAAAAAAGCACAGAGAAGUAACACAAUAUAACUAAGUGGAACCCAAAGAUGCUAUUUAUAAUCAAAUGUAAAACAAACAUUUUCCUCUCCAAUUGUAAAUUAUGCACAUUUGGUGCGACAGUUUUAGCUUUUUCACUGGGAUUAUAUGGAGUAGUUUCUGACUGCAUUAUUUGGGCACAUAUCAGGCACUUCAGAUGAAUGUAAUAAUUCUAUAUUAAGUCCAUGGCAAUGGCAGGUAAGAGCUGCAGGGGUAACUAUUAAUUAAAUUUGUUCUCAUCUGAUGUAACUUGCCUGCUCCAAGUCUGUUCAAAUCUGCUCUAUAAUUGAAACAGUUAAAUGUGUUUGGCUGAAUAAAGCAUAUCAGACAUUUUACUGGCCAAAAAAAUUCAGAUUCUUAUUUUAGUCAGGCUAGUGUUAAUGGUAAUUGAGAUACUUCAUAAUUGCUUGCUUAGGUCUCACAGGUCAUUCAUUUUGUCUACAGUUGUCUUGGACAUUUCAGUGUAACUGAAUUGGUGUAUUGAGUCCUUUUAGGCUGAACUUUUGUUUCCAAAGCUAAAAUCCUCAAGUUUAAAAGUUGCUGGCUCCUCCGCCAAGGUGAGAGCGCACAGGCAGGGGAAUGUUUUCAGUGCUGUUUGUCUGUCAGCAAGUUUACACAAACUUGAGUUUCAUCAGACUUGGAGAGAUGGGCCCAGGCGUAGGAAGAACCCAUUAAAAUUUGUUGCAAAUGCAGAACACUUUAAAAGUGCAAGAUAGGCCAUCUACAGUGUCAUGAUGUUAGUGCUGUAAACACUAUUUGACCUCAGUAUUUGUCCUCAAACCUCAGGGGUUAUGUAUAAUCUCAUUAUCAUUAAAUGUCUUUUUUUUUAAAGUAAGUUUUACUCCAGAAACCAGCACAAAGGAUGUCUUUACAGAAAAUAACACCAGACCGAGUUAGCUUUAAGGUUACCGGGCUUUGGUGUUGAUAACAACAAACACAUAUGACACAAAUGAUCAGUUAGCACUGGUGUAAGGGAGGCAAAAAUCGGAGCUUAUUGAGUGCUGAAUGUUGCAGUAAUUGUUUGAUUCUGAAAAAUGUAAUAUUGCUGAUUAUUUAAUUUUUGUAAUAUAAGAAGCCAGGGUUGCAGUGUGAGAGAAGUGCUUGAAGAGCUUUUUAUUUUUGAAAAAACUUGAACUUUUUGUUGGAGCACAUGCUACUAGUCAAUAUUUGUGCCUUAUACCCCAGUUUGAAUGUUGUGUGAUGUCCAAGUGGUAUAGAUUGUGGUGAAGUGCUUUGCUUUUAUGCCCCUUCAACCAAAGUAAUAACAUAAUAACCUGGUCAUCAGUCUCUCAACUACAUUUGACCAAUUUAUAUGCCAUAUACUUUAUAUCAGCCAUGUUAAUUAUUGCAAAGAAAAAUGUAUAAUAAUUAUAUUUCCCUGUGCAAGGAAAGUGUUUGUGGAAAUUUGUAGUCAUUAUUGGUAGGUGUUUAAAUGGUAAUAUACUGUUUGGGAAACAUUAUUUCCUCUGUUCAAUUAUUUGGUUUUUUUUGGGGGGGGGGGGGUAUUUAUCCUAGUUUAGCACUAAGACUGAAAGUAGUUCCUUAACCUAGCUUAGCAUGAAGUUGAAUUUUUUUUUUUUUAGCCUGGCUCAGCAUAAAGACUGAAAAUAUGUCAUUAGCCUGACUUAGCACUAAGAGUGAAUGCACACUGCUGGCUUAUUUUAGCAUAAAGAAUGGAAAUGUUAUGUGUAGCCUAGUUUAUUGUAAAGCUUGAAAUAAUAGAUCUUUAGCCUAACCUAGCAUGAAGAGUGGAAGUGUGUCUUUAGCUUAGCUCACAGCAAAGAUUGGAAUUGAGAGGGUUCCUCGUGAGAGUAUCCUACAGUAUCUACUGUAUAUCUACUUUGUGGUUGUGAAGGUGAGAGUAUUUGUUUCCACUCUCAAUAGUGCAAAGCUACUGACUGAAAUUCACAUUUUCAUUUGCUAGGCGGUUUGUGUCAGGGAAUGCAAAUAUUCCUCUGUAAACCGGUGGUUGCAAGGGGGUCACUGACCAGUCGCUAGGUCUGAUUAAGCCUGAGUCUGGUAGACCUGCGCUUAAAUCAUGUCUUCAGUAAUCUUUAAGUAAAUAUUGAGCAUUAAGAAAUAAAUAUGGCAGUGACCUUCACGUUCUACAGGUAUAGUCAGUAUUACAGUUGGUAAUUCAUUACUUUUCAGCGGUUCUAAAAUCCUGAUGUCCUGCAGUUUUCCUGCUUCCAGUCUCUCUGCUGAGCUAGGCUAAAACCGGAGCAGUCCUGGUUGCCCAGAAGCCAAACAGAUACCAAUCUUGCAGUCUUAUUUCAGGUGUGGAUAUGGUUAAACUGUUGCACAUAAUGGUAUGCUGAAAUUAAUAUUUGUUUUUUUUUUCAGCCUUGAGUUUUGUUUUAAACAGGUGUGGUAACAGUAUGACACACCAGCCCUUCCACUACGGUGAUGCAAAUGUUGCUUCAAUUGCAGCUGAAGCACUCAUGUAGCCAAGAAGUGUAUACAUUACAUUUUCCUGGCCCACCCAAAUCCAUUUUGAGUUCAUAAUUUUGAGUACAUUUCAAGGUAAUGCUGUCAGUAAUGACUACUGCACUGCAAUGAAAACACUGGCAAUGUUAUACUUUGUAAAGCAGCUAUCUGCAACAGCAUUAAUUUGCUAAGCCAAACUAUUUAAAAAUGAACAGAUGAUCGCUGUUUGACCAUUGAAGCAGUUUGGUGUAUUUUCUGAGGUGGGCCUGCUUUUCUCUAAUGAGUAUGCAUUCUCUCUUCUCCCACACUGGGUAUGUGAUCAACCUUUGUGCCAUGAACUGGGAGGACCUGCAGCAGCGCUCCCUCUGCUGCAGCGUGAAAGCCACUGUUGUGUAAAAGGAUUGUGCCUCUGUCAUGAUGAAAUGCGGUGCUUCACUUUCACCAGGUUUUAAAUAAACUGAAGGCUGAUGACUGAA
This is a messenger RNA of Archocentrus centrarchus (flier cichlid), 6212 nucleotides long. It is a transcript of the gene fbxl4, whose product is annotated as F-box and leucine-rich repeat protein 4. Lineage: Eukaryota; Metazoa; Chordata; Actinopteri; Cichliformes; Cichlidae. The record is from RefSeq and is a predicted model, not a curated record. Gene Ontology annotation, molecular function: protein binding. The coding region runs from base 492 to 2333 and encodes 613 amino acids. Gene Ontology annotation, cellular component: SCF ubiquitin ligase complex. Gene Ontology annotation, biological process: SCF-dependent proteasomal ubiquitin-dependent protein catabolic process. The transcript has 9 exons.